Molecule: messenger RNA, 918 nt
Organism: Pestalotiopsis fici W106-1
Lineage: Eukaryota; Fungi; Ascomycota; Sordariomycetes; Amphisphaeriales; Sporocadaceae
Exons: 2
Coding region: 1-918 (305 amino acids)
Biological process (GO): regulation of endocytosis; regulation of ARF protein signal transduction
Cellular component (GO): Golgi membrane
Molecular function (GO): GTPase activator activity
Source: RefSeq, a predicted model, not a curated record
AUGGACGCUUUCAAGCAGGCCGAGAUUGAGCGCAUGCGCCUCGGCGGCAACCAGGGCUGGCGCGAUUUCUUCGAGAACCACGAGGACACCAAGAUGAUGGGACUUUCCUGGGACGACGCCACUAUCGCUGAGCGGUACAGCGGCCAGGUUGGCGAGGAGUGGAAAGAGCGUCUAAGCGCCAAGGUUGAAGGGCGGGAAUAUGUGCCUGGGGAGAAGAAGAGUGCUCCCACACAAAAGCCAGCCCAGCCAAAGCAGGCCAGCAGGACUGGUACGCCUCUGCAGGGUGUGGCAACAAGCGGGAGCCGAACUGCUAGUCCCAGCCGUCCUGGUGUCAAGGCCAAGGUUGACGACAAGUACUUUGCAAAAUUGGGCGCCGACAAUGCCUCGCGAUCGGAGGCCCUGCCCCCAAGUCAAGGUGGCAAGUACUCUGGCUUUGGAAAUUCGCCCAUGCCGUCGCAAAACCAGGGCGCCGGCCAGGCUUUGCCAAAUUUUCAAGACUUGCAAACCGAUCCAGUGGCUGCCCUGAGCAAGGGUUUCGGCUGGUUCACCAAGACAGUUUCACAGACGGCCAAGACGGUCAACAGUGAUUAUAUUCAGCCUACUGCCAAACAGAUUUCAGAGUCGGAAUUUGCAGCGCAGGCAAGAGUGGCAGCUGGCAAUGUAGGAAGGGCGGCGCAACAAGGUGCUAAAAACGCCCAGGAGGGUCUGAACCGCUUUGUCGACGGGCCUGAUGGUCAAAGAGCGCAAGGAGGCACUGCAGGCAUGGAUGAAAGUAAGAGAGCAUUCUGGGACGAUUUCUCGUCUGUCGCAGACCAAAGACAUGGUUCUGGUCCUCAGUACAGUUCCAUUGGCACGUCUGCUAUGGGCAAGGCAAACAAGGGAGCUGGCAAGAAGGAUGAAGAGUGGGAUGAUUGGUGA